GGAAACACGUCGCAACUACCGGAAACCUUUUUAGGCAGCACGUGUGUAGCAUUUUUUUCCCCUUGCAAAGCACGCUGCAAACAGCAAGCAAACGUUUUGUUUAAUAUUAUUUGUUUAAUCGAAAACAUGACAAAGGUAAAGAAGGAAAAGGCCAUCAAGGAGGAUGCUGGAUCGACGGAGACCGGAGUGACAGAGAAAUCGUAUCUAGAGUUGAUCGCAAACAUUAACCCAAUCGCGAAUCCACUGGCCACCAAGAAGCUAAGCAAGAAACUUUACAAAUGUGUAAAAAAGGCAUCCAAGCUCAAACAAAUUCGCAGAGGAGUGAAAGAAGUCCAGAAGUUCAUCAACAAAGGAGAAACUGGCAUUGUGGUGUUGGCUGGGGAUACUCUUCCAAUCGAUGUUUACUGCCAUCUACCAGUCAUGUGUGAGGACAGGAGUUUGCCAUAUGCCUACAUUCCCUCAAAAGUGGACCUUGGUUCGUCUGCUGGCUCAAAGCGGCCCACCUGCGUCAUCAUGAUCAAAUCUCAUGAGGACUAUAAGGAGGCCUAUGAUGAGUGUUUCGAUGAGGUUUCUGCCCUGCCUAAACCCCUCUGAACCAUGUCACUGGCUAGUGGACUCAGAUGGACAGGCAAACUCCUAUGGUAUCUGAGAAUGUCUGGCUGUAGGCAGAAUUAACGAGUGAGUGAAAUGGACUUUCAUACUUGAGCCAAGCUACAGGGUGUUGUAGUAUAUCUCGCUGUGUACGUUGAACCGGGAAUAUCAUACACUAGCAGUGAUCCCCGUAAAAUGUCAACCGGGCAUAAGGUAGAUGACACCCCCAUUAUUUUGGUGUUAAGUAUAUGCGGUCUUAACUGUAGCUGGACAUAACUUUAUUUUCCUCAUUCUGUGGGAGCCAUGCAUUGUCUACGGCCAAGUACAAUUGGGAAAAUCUAGUGUGUAACUGUUGUGAUUUAAACGUCAUCUAAAAGUCAGUCAGUUCUAAUUGAGUGACCACAUGGGACUACAGGAUGCCUGCUCAGUUAAACAUGAAAUCAUUUCUUGCAAUCCCAUUCUCAUUGCAGUUGUAAACUACUGUAUCAUAUCUCCUACUUUGAAAUUUGGUAGGCUAAGUUUGAUUCAUUGUUUGUCUUGUUUUUUUACAGGCAUAUAGACAUUUCCCUUUGCUUAAAGGUGAUUUUGUUUUGAGGAAGGUAAAUUAGUAUGUGACGCAAUGCUGUAUUGAUGCAAUAAAUACUUGUUUCUUUUGUAAA
Oncorhynchus tshawytscha (Chinook salmon) is the source of this 1250-nucleotide messenger RNA. Its product is annotated as H/ACA ribonucleoprotein complex subunit 2-like protein. The record is from RefSeq and is a predicted model, not a curated record. Bases 127 to 594 code for a protein of 155 amino acids. Lineage: Eukaryota; Metazoa; Chordata; Actinopteri; Salmoniformes; Salmonidae. Gene Ontology annotation, cellular component: nucleolus; box H/ACA snoRNP complex. The transcript is spliced from 4 exons. Gene Ontology annotation, biological process: snRNA pseudouridine synthesis; rRNA pseudouridine synthesis. Gene Ontology annotation, molecular function: box H/ACA snoRNA binding.